This is a messenger RNA of Microstroma glucosiphilum, 3030 nucleotides long. RefSeq lists its product as hypothetical. The record is from RefSeq and is a predicted model, not a curated record. Bases 1 to 3030 code for a protein of 1009 amino acids. NCBI's taxonomy places the organism in Eukaryota, Fungi, Basidiomycota, Exobasidiomycetes, Microstromatales, Microstromataceae. Gene Ontology annotation, cellular component: nuclear pore. Gene Ontology annotation, molecular function: structural constituent of nuclear pore. Gene Ontology annotation, biological process: mRNA export from nucleus; protein import into nucleus; ribosomal large subunit export from nucleus. The transcript has 4 exons.
AUGUCACCCACCUCGCCAACCUCGGCCGUGGGCUCGCCUGACCCCAUGCAGCAGGACCUCUCAUGGCUCUCGCGACUGUCUUCUCAGCCAGUAUUUGCCUCUGCCUCUGCCUCGUCCUCCACGCCUCGAGGGCAGACGAACAUGAUCACCAGAGGAUCGGACAUCAUUGUGCUCAUUGAUGGACAGCUUCGCAUGAUGAGUCUCAGCGCUGUCAAGAACGGCAAGGCUGGAGGGUCCGAUGACACUGCUCCGCCCCUGAGCAGCUACAAGACUCUCGCCAACCCAAUCCUAUCGGAAGCUCUAUCACCAUCGUCUGCUUCCAGACGAGUCGAGUUGACCCUGAACCACUCUCAGACGCUCCUAGCUAUCUCACAACCCGGCUCUCUCAUCGUUGUCAUCCUCCCAAGAAGCACCGCCCUCUCUUCGAGCUCGCCUACCAUCACGGUCAAGGCUCACAAGAUCGGCUCCUACUACCACAACAGUCGCUCUCCCAAACUCGAGCAGAUCACCUGCACAAAGUGGCAUCCUUGGAGCAAGAGAGCUACAUCGAUUCUAGUACUGCUUCGCAAUGGUAGCCUCUACGAAUACGACGUCGCUCGCGACCUAGCUGAGCCUCAACAAUCGAUACACCUUCUGCCUUUCGACAGCCGGCAUGCUUCGCCGAAGCUUGGGGUAGGAGGUCGCAGUCAUUUUGGUCAAUAUGACGACGAAGAUGAAGAUGAGCUGCAGGCAGUCAGCUUCACCUUGGGUCUUGGAGAUACGCCCUCCUCUGAGAGCGAAGAUGUGCACAGCUGCGUUGACUGGACACCCCUGACAAUCUAUGUACUGACGACAAGUGGAGAUGUAUGGGCGGCAGCACCUUUCCUGCCCCGCAAUGCUCGGGUCCCUGCUGCUUACCUGCAGGCACUGUCAGCAUGGACUCAGCAGUCCAACGACUGCAGCGGUCGCCAACGUGAAUAUGCUCUUCGCUUUGUAUCGAAUCUGCUCAAGCAAGCUCGGACAUACCAGGAGUCGAAAGCCGAUGAGCUCGCCGAUCGGAGAGAACCUGGCAGGCGAAGUCGAGCCACCACUCCAGCGGACAUUCUGUCUCGAGAUGACUCGGCCUUUGGUCGGCCGGGUAUGCGCAAGUCCACCUCGGCGAUGUCGAUGUCUCUAGACCCAGAAGGUGCGGCUGACGACGAAGGAGGAGACACACAGGAAGAUGGUCUGCUGCAGUAUGUCGAGCUCAAGGCUCCACAGACGCCCAUUGUGCCGGGUGCAAUCACUGCGCAAGGCCCCUUCCUACUGGCCCCGGCUCCUCACGAGCUCAACGAGUCGAGGGAGGGUCGAGGAAGUGACAUCAGCUUUGUGAGACUGCCUGCCUCGUCUGCGACGUCUGCAGGCGAGGGUGGCGCUGGUUUGGCUUUGGAGCUCCUGCUAUUGCUAGGUGAUGACGGGAGAGUCGAUGUUGGAGUAGUCAAUGUGGCAGGCAAGAUAGGUCCGAAAUGGACAGCGUCGCAUGCGAGGGACACAAGCUUUGCUUCGAGACUCAACAAGUCGAUACAGAGGAAGAAGGUCAAAGACGCCAAGUCGGGUCGGUACGCGCUUUCAGAGUCCUCGGAGGAAGAUGACGAUGAUGACGUGGACGGCGACAACACGGCUGAGAUGGACGCGAUGGAUCUUUCUCGCGACGCGAGCUCGGCCACUGGUGAGCUCCCGGUGCUAUUCAUCUAUGAGACGCUGGAUCUGGGCUUUCCUGGCAAAAAGCCCUCGCUUCAUCCACCGCCUCGCUUGGUGAGGGACCCUGUCUACAAAGAUACAAUCUACAUUCAGCACGCCUUUGGGGCCCACAUGCUCUGUCUUUCCUCAUGGUCAACGCCUCUGGCUCGACUGCUGAAGGAGGCGGAUGAAGAGGAACUUCGGCGCUUCCUACAUGUGUCAAAAGCCAGCGAAGUCCGUUGGAUCGUCAAGAUCCAGGAUGGACAGCAAGAGGGAGAGGCCGGACCCGCUCGCGACGGCGUCACUGCUGUCCAGGUAGUAGACGACAUCUACCUAGGCUACUCGCUGCUGGUCCUGCUGGGAGACGGAGACUGCUUCGGCCUCGAGAUGAGCCUACGCGCCACCUCGCAAGCUCCCUCCAUCAGCAGUUCCGCCGGACUUCUCACAGCAGUCCUCGCCCAGCCUUCUGCCGCCCUCCCCUCUGAUCAGCAAGGCAAAAAGCACUACACCUCUCUCCUCGGCUCAGAGCCCUUCGAGCCUCCUGCGCCCUUUGCCCACUCCACCUCGACCACCUUCCCAACCAUGCGUCUCAAGACGUCCAACCCUUCUGUCGCUCGAGGCGAGCUGCAAGUCACGCCCGAGACGCUCAGGCUGUUGGGGACAUCGGUACAGGACUUGAGAGGAAAGACGCGCGAGGUCGUUGGUGGAGGAAAUGUGAUCCAGCGGAGGCUGGAGCUACAGAUCAAGGAGCUGCAUCGGCAGGUGGGCAAGUUGAGCGAGGUGGAGAGGAGAGUCGAGGGCUUCUCCUCUUCCUCAAAGGGCACUGGGGCUGCUAUGGGUGCCGGUAGUCUUGGAGAAAGACUGGAGCGCGUCACCACUCGGCAGCGCUCCCUUAUCCAACGUGUAGAUCGGGUUCUUCAAGCCAGUAUGGACUCGGCGGACGUAGUAGGCAUCAGCAAGUACGAAGAGGUCUGGCUAAAGGAGAUGGGCGGGAUGGAGAAGGAGCUGGGUAGAGGACCGGGGGAGGGUCUGAAGGGCAGGGUGGACAAGCUACAAGCCCAACUAGCCCAACUAAAACCAGACCUCGCAUCCUAUCAAGACUCCCUCCAUCCCUCCUCCUCCUCUUCCACUUCCACUUCCAGCUCAGCUCCCUCCUUCUCUUCCUCACCCUCUUCAUCAGGGCUCGGCUCCCGCCAGCUAGAGCGUAUCCUGGCUGUUCUGGGUGAAGAGAGUGAGCGAUUACUCGAGGCGAGGGAGAAGGUGCAUCGUCUGAGUCGCGGGGUAGCUAGAAGUGGAGGGGUGGGUGGAGUAGGUGCUGGGAGUGUGAGAUAG